AUGGAGAACCAUCUAAGAAUAUGGGCUUUAUUGCUUUUAAUCACUGGUGUUUCUACUCAGAAUGCCUCAGUUUCGGUAUCAUGUGGAAGCUCACAUCUAGUGAUCACUGUGCCUGUGGAUCUCUUUGGGACUGGCGUGGUGGUCAAUGCCAAUGAACUGAUUCUGGGAUCUGGCUGUACAGUGACGGCUGUGCAUCCAAAUAUUCUCCUGCUGGAAUACCCUCUCUUUGCUUGUGGGGCCACCAGACAACUUCUUCCAGGCAGCAUCCAUUAUAAGAACAUUCUCCACUAUGUGCCUUCAGCUCCAGAUGGGGUGAUCCGGACCAAUCCAUUCUCCCAUGCUAUAAACUGUUUCUAUCCUAGGUCCUGGAAUGUCUCUUCCCUUGGACUCCGACCUACUUGGGUCCCUUUCAGUUCUACCGUGAUGGAGAAACAGAGCCUGGCCUUUGCGCUGGAAGUCUAUGACAGUAGCUGGUCACAACUGAUGAGUGACCCUACUUACUAUCUUGGGGACCUCAUCAACAUCCAGGCAUCAGUAAGAAAGGAUAACCAUGUACCACUGAGAAUCUAUGUGGAUGAAUGUGUGGCCCGCCCAAAUGCAGAAUCCUCUGUGAAAUAUGAGGUCAUCACAAAUCACGGGUGCUUUGUAGAUGGGCAGCACAGUGGGUCCCAUUUUAUUGCCAUGCGAGAAGAUGGGUUUCUCCGUUUCCAGCUGGAUACAUUUACCUUCAUUGGAGCCUCCAACAAUCAGAUCUACCUCAUCUGCCACUUGAAGGCAGUUCCUGUUGGCUCAGCAAACCAUCUCAAUAAGGCAUGCUCCUAUGAUCAUGCUACUGCAACCUGGAACUCUCAUGAAGGGGUUGAUUGCUCCUGCUGUGCAUCUCAUAUUGGCUGUGGCAGCAAAAGAAGAAAAAGGAGGCAUCAGCAGAGGAGAGGAGCACUUGGAGAAGUAGAUCUCAAGCUUGGUCCCAUUGAACUGAAAGUGGAACAGGCACACACCUCUUUGCUGAAUGGCUCUGGCACCUUUGAGCUGAUGUCCAUUGUGACCGUCCCUGCCCCUGCUGCAUCCAACACACCUCAUGCUGCUGGGCCACCUCUGAACCAGUUGGUGAAUAUUAUUAUGAGGAAAGAAGAAGUGAAAGAAGAUGCCUCUAGGCUUCAUCUCCCCUUUUCUACUGCCACCGUGGUCAUAUUAGUUGCCUGUUUCUUUGUUGUAUUGGUGUCCAUCCUGGGCUGUUACUGCUCUAACAAACAUUCACACAGAGGAUAUCACAUGGAGACGGUCCAGACAGUUUUGAGGGAAACUAGUGCUGUGGCCAUGGCACCUGCCUCAGCUGAAACAUCUGGCGCUGGAACCUCUGGACAGUCUAGCACUACUUCAAAGAAACCUGAUGGUGUAGUAACUACAUGUUAG
Messenger RNA from Candoia aspera, 1413 nucleotides. RefSeq names its product zona pellucida sperm-binding protein 3-like. The record is from RefSeq and is a predicted model, not a curated record. The transcript is spliced from 9 exons. The coding region runs from base 1 to 1413 and encodes 470 amino acids. NCBI's taxonomy places the organism in Eukaryota, Metazoa, Chordata, Lepidosauria, Squamata, Candoiidae.